Messenger RNA from Piliocolobus tephrosceles (Ugandan red Colobus), 703 nucleotides. It is a transcript of the gene UCHL1, whose product is annotated as ubiquitin C-terminal hydrolase L1. Bases 1 to 672 code for a protein of 223 amino acids. The record is from RefSeq and is a predicted model, not a curated record. Gene Ontology annotation, biological process: protein deubiquitination; ubiquitin-dependent protein catabolic process. Lineage: Eukaryota; Metazoa; Chordata; Mammalia; Primates; Cercopithecidae. The transcript is spliced from 9 exons. Gene Ontology annotation, cellular component: cytoplasm. Gene Ontology annotation, molecular function: cysteine-type deubiquitinase activity.
AUGCAGCUCAAGCCGAUGGAGAUCAACCCCGAGAUGCUGAACAAAGUGUUGUCCCGGCUGGGGGUCGCCGGCCAGUGGCGCUUCGUGGACGUGCUGGGGCUGGAAGAGGAGUCUCUGGGCUCAGUGCCAGCGCCUGCCUGCGCGCUGCUGCUGCUGUUUCCACUCACCGCCCAGCAUGAGAACUUCAGGAAAAAACAGAUUGAAGAGCUGAAGGGACAAGAAGUUAGUCCUAAAGUGUACUUCAUGAAGCAGACCAUUGGGAAUUCCUGUGGCACAAUCGGACUUAUACACGCAGUGGCCAAUAAUCAAGAUAAACUGGGAUUUGAGGAUGGAUCAGUCCUGAAACAGUUUCUUUCUGAAACAGAGAAAAUGUCCCCUGAAGACAGAGCAAAAUGCUUUGAAAAGAAUGAGGCCAUACAGGCAGCCCAUGAUGCCGUGGCACAGGAAGGCCAAUGUCGGGUAGAUGACAAGGUGAAUUUCCAUUUCAUUCUGUUUAACAACGUGGAUGGCCACCUCUAUGAACUGGAUGGACGAAUGCCUUUUCCGGUGAACCAUGGCGCCAGUACAGAGGGCACCCUGCUGCAGGACGCUGCAAAGGUCUGCAGAGAAUUCACCGAGCGUGAGCAAGGAGAAGUCCGCUUCUCUGCCGUGGCUCUCUGCAAGGCAGCCUAAUUCUCUUGGGAGGGACUUUGCUGAUUUCCCC